CUACAUUGUUUGCGGGUGUUUGCGAAAUUCUGAUAAUUGCGACUUGGAUAUAUAUCCGAGAUUUUGUUAAAUAAACAGUUUAAAUUAAACCGGCAAGAUUGCUAUCAUAAUGACUGUAAAGGAAAAGGAGCCCCAGUAUACUGGGCCCUAUAAAAUGACUAAGUUGACCCCGGCUCUGUCGAGCAACUAUUACGAAUAUCUCAUCCAUGACAAGUUCGACCAUAGCUUUGUGCAGGCUUGGGACCUCAUGAUGGGAGUAAACAACUUAGCUUCCUGCAUAGCCACCCUGCAGAAGGCCAUUGACAAAAAGAAUGGCAUAGAGGAGCCGGAAAUUGAUACAAAAGAUCUGUACCACAUGCAGAUUGAUAGUUAGAUCAUCAAUUGUCGUGUCAUUACCCACCAGUAUUAUUUAACCAAAAUGUCAAUAUCAAUAUUUAACUAUUCAACCUUUUUGGAGCGGUAAUCUCCAGUAGAAAUGUUAUUAAGAUCUGCUUUUUAUAAAUGUAUGUAUUUAUAUAGAUUGUGAUGGGUGCACUUGUUAGGUAUACCAUUGGUAUGGCAGCUAAGCUGUUUGGAGUUAUUGUUACGGAUUUUUGUCUAUUAAAGUUUAUUAUACCUCUAUGGUUUAAAGAAGAUUGAACACCUGGAUUUUGUGAGGGAGGCUGAAUAUAACUGGUAAGUGAUAACAACAUGAAUACAGGGAGUAAAGAUAGACUGGAUGGUUUGAAACUGAUUGCUAUGUAUCUCAGUAUUAUGACAUUCCCACAGGUUUUAGAUUUUAAGCUUAUUUUU
Messenger RNA from Spodoptera exigua (beet armyworm), 792 nucleotides. Lineage: Eukaryota; Metazoa; Arthropoda; Insecta; Lepidoptera; Noctuidae. The record is from the annotation of a GenBank genome assembly.